ACAGUUAAGUACUAGAUCUAGGAGGAAAAGUAUCCUAUUAUUACUAACAUUAUGUUGCUCUAUCAUAUUGUAGGUGCCAGUGUAUUAAUAUGCCUGCUAAAUGAAACAGCGAAAGCAAUUAUAGGUGUUGAUGAAUGUCAAGCAACUCCAGUUAUCCACUUUUUACAAUAUCCUGGAUGUGUUCCAAAACCAAUUCCCAGUUAUGCAUGUAGAGGACGUUGCAGUAGUUACCUACAGGUGUCUGGAUCAAAAAUUUGGCAAAUGGAAAGAAGCUGCAUGUGUUGUCAAGAAAGCGGCGAAAGAGAGGCCAGUGUAUCACUAUUUUGUCCGAGAGCCAAACCAGGCGAAAAAAAAUUCCGAAAGGUAAUUACCAAAGCACCUUUAGAAUGUAUGUGUAGACCGUGCACAAGUGUAGAAGAAUAUGCUAUUAUCCCACAAGAGAUCGCUGGAUUUGCCGAUGAAGGUCCGUUUACGACCUCAGCACACUUCAGACGAUCUUCUGAUUUGCAAUAAUUAUUUCAUUUAACUUCGUAUCAUAACAAUUAUAUAUUAUUAUAACAAAUGAAUAAAAAUGUUAAAAAUAAGAAAUAUUUUAUUGUAUACAUGAAACA
This is a messenger RNA of Apis dorsata (giant honeybee), 611 nucleotides long. RefSeq names its product bursicon (gene Burs). The record is from RefSeq and is a predicted model, not a curated record. Lineage: Eukaryota; Metazoa; Arthropoda; Insecta; Hymenoptera; Apidae. Gene Ontology annotation, molecular function: receptor ligand activity; BMP binding. Gene Ontology annotation, biological process: animal organ morphogenesis. The transcript has 4 exons. The coding region runs from base 52 to 513 and encodes 153 amino acids.